UGCUAUGCUGAAGCUGUAUAUCUAGUAUCUGAUUUCUUGCGCGUCAGAGUGAUGGACGUCGAGUGUCUCACUCUCUCUACACGCUCUCAGACUGAUGGUGGCACAGUGAGUGUAUUCACAGGCAGUCCGUCUCUAUUGCAGCUGUGUCAUAUGCUGGGUCAGGAGAGAACCUGGACCACACGUCCUGCUGUCGGAUAACUGCUGGAUUGGGGAGCGUUUGAUGCCACCGAAGCAGAGGAGCACAGGUCUGUGAAGAAACGAGGAAAGGGAUUUUGCAGCUGCUCUUCAUCGACUGUUGGUUUGGAUCCACUCUGUGACGGGAGACGGUGUUUGAACGGUGCACACUACUGGAUCUCCGGUGGCCUGCCGGUGGCACCAUCACUUCGAAAGGCUUUUCCACCGACUGUGGAUGCUUCAAACCAAAUCUCAUAACCGGGUCUCGUAGCUUUGAAAAAACCUGGAAAUACCUGGAAUUAUAGGACUACACUAUCCCAAGCCCUUGCCAAGGGACCUACUAAUGGUGCCCAGGCAGUGGAUCUGAAAGCUUUACAUUCCUCUUUACUUUUGAAUAUACCAACAGACCAAAAAAACAAAACAACAAAAACGAUAGCUUUAGAACUAGCGAUAGAUUACGGCCAUCCGCCUGCCAUUGCACCAAACCUGCUGUGACCACAAGGGUUGUGACCUUUCUGGCGCCCACUUCAAACGGACACUUGAAAAGAAGGACGCGGUCAGAGAGGGCUUCCGAGCGGUGGCAACUGAAACCAAAAACCCCAUCAGGCCUGGAUGCGAUGAACGCCUCAUGUAGGCAUCAGCAUGGAAAGCUGUGAGUCUCCCGUGGUUUCGGGGACAGACGAUGGGCUUGGCUCCUCCACCACAUCCCAGCAGCAGCACCAUCCACAACCCUGGAACGAUCACCCUAACGCACAGGUCCCACCUUGUAACCAGUCCCCUUCCUUGGAGCCCCUGUCUCUCUCUGCACCCCACUCAGCCCAGCUCCAGAAUCCUAGCACAACCUGUGAGGUUGUAAGAGAACAGCAACAGCAAACACUGUCACAGGCUGCCAGCGAUAAUUCCACUACCAGACGGCUGCACCCCAAAAGAGAGGGGUUAGAGGAGGAGGAGCAGGAGGGAGUGAGCUGUGGAGAAGAGGACGAAGACUUGGAAGAAUUGGAUGAAAUGGAGAUUGAUAGCUGUUUUCCUAGUCUGCAGCCCUUCCCUGGUGUGCCUAUGAUGCCAAGUGGAGGGGGCAUGCCCAUGCUCAUGCGGCAACAGCCCUCCCAUCGGAGGGGAGCCACUGAGAGUGGGAGCGAAGAAGAGGAGGAAGAGGAGAGUAGUGAUGUGGAAAACCUGGCUGGAGAGAUAGUAUACCAGCCUGAUGGCUCUGCCUACAUUGUGGAGAGUCUCAGCCAGCUUAUCCAAAGCGAUGGGAGCAUGGAACCAGGCCUGCUCCCUUCAAACUCUCUCCCCAGUGGGGGAAAACCAGGGGAACCUGCGGGGACCUCUUCUUCGGUGUACCCUCAGAUCAUCAACACGUUUCAUAUAGCCUCGUCUUUCGGAAAAUGGUUCGGCUCCUCAGACCAAGGUUUCCCCAAUACCUCAACCCUGGCAGGCCUCAGUCCUGUCCUGCACAGUUUCCGCGUCUUUGAUGUGCGGCACAAAAGCAACAAGGAUUACCUGAACAGCGACGGGUCUGCCAAGAAGUCCUGUGUAUCCAAAGAUGUUCCCAACAACGUGGAUUUCUCCAAAUUUGAUGGCCUGGCCCUUUAUGGCAAAGGCAAGCCCAUCCUCAUGUGUUUCCUCUGCAAGUUGUCUUUCGGCUACGCACGCUCCUUUGUCACUCAUGCAGUCCAUGACCAUCGCAUGACCCUAUGUGAGGACGAGCGCAGGCUCUUAGGCCACAAGCAUGCAUCGGCGAUUAUACAGGGCAUUGGGAAAGACAAAGAACCACUCAUUAGCUUCCUAGAACCAAAAAAUAAAAACUCUCCUCCACUGCCAACCCUGGUACCCAUGAACUCAGGCCAGAGCUUCUACGGCACAUUCAGUGGGGUUCAUUUAGAAGGGGGCAGCAGUAGUGAGGUAGGUGAUAACCUCCUCAAAAAAGACUCUGACUCGGGUCUCCAGCAACAAGCCCUCCUCAGGCUGGGGGGUUUUGGCAGCCCCAAAACCUCCCGUACCUCUACCCCAGGCCCAGCCAAAGACUCCAACACUCUGUCCAAGCAGGGUAGGAGAACAGAGGGGUCUGUGGUGAAGGAGGGGACUCAUAGAGGGGAGGAUGGGGAUGCAGAAACCUGUGAAAGAAAGGCUCUCCUUCACGGUGAGGAGAUGGCCUCAGAGGAAGAGGAUGAGCUUCUUUUAGAAGAAGAGGAUGAAGAGGUAGAGGAUGAAAUCACUGCGGUGGCCUGUAGUGGAAAUAGCAGCAGCGGUGGCGGAUUUGUGGGGGAACUGGCUGUCGCAAACCAAAGCAUCUCCAAAUCUCCUUUAUUAAUGCCUAGUAGCACUCUCCAGCCUUCUGCUUGUCUCUCUGCAGCCAGCCCUGCACUCAGCAGCAAAGCCUCUGCUUCCAUGUCCUCCUCUUCUGUCAGAGGGUCAGAGGAUUGGAUGGCUGCAGACAGUGGAGGGAGAACUUCAGAUCUCUCUCUGAGCUUUAACUGCCAAGGGUCUACAGUCCCCGCGGCAAUGGCGGCAGUCGCCGGCAGAGGGGGCGAAGAGGAUGGGGCCGCAUGUUCCUCUGAGAGCACGUCCUCCCCCCUUGCGUCCAAUGCUGCUGCUGAGGAAAGUGCCAAUCGAGAUAGUGCCACAGCUCCUGAACCAAAUGAAUGCCCAGCAGAGGGAGAUGAGGACAACGGUGCCCUCUUCCACCACCACCACCACUUUCACCAGCAUCACCCACACCCUUCACCUAAUGCUCACACGCACCUCCAUCACACAGCUGCUUGUGACAUGUCAGGAAUGAGUGAAUGCACCCAGAACCAUGGGGCUGGGGGCAGUGGAGGGAGUGGGGUGGAGUGCCCGAAGUGUGAUACUGUCCUAGGCUCCUCUCGUUCACUGGGUGGCCAUAUGACCAUGAUGCACUCACGGAAUUCGUGCAAGACACUGAAGUGUCCCAAGUGCAACUGGCACUACAAAUACCAGCAGACCUUGGAGGCCCACAUGAAGGAGAAGCACCCUGACUCUGGAAGCUCCUGUGCGUACUGCACCAGUGGACAGAGUCACCCUCGCCUUGCCCGUGGGGAGAGCUACACAUGUGGCUACAAGCCCUUCCGCUGUGAGGUCUGCAACUAUUCCACUACUACCAAAGGCAACCUAAGCAUUCAUAUGCAGUCUGACAAGCAUCUUAACAACAUGCAGACAUUACAAAAUGGAGGAACUAUUCCAACCGCUGGUGAACAGGUGUUUGGGCAUGCACCUGGAGGGGUGGUACCUGUUUCUUCUGCUAUCCAGGCCAGCAGCCAUCAUCCUAGUCACCACCAUCAUCCAGUGCAGUCCUCCACCCACAUGGCAGGGCCCUGUGGUGCCCCUUCACCUACCAAGCCAAAAAGCAAGCCCACCUGGCGGUGUGAGGUGUGCGACUAUGAGACCAAUGUAGCACGUAACCUGCGCAUCCACAUGACAAGCGAGAAACACAUGCACAACAUGAUGCUGCUUCAGCAGAACAUGACCCAAAUGCAGCAUGGCCGGCUUGGUCUAGGUGCCAUGCCUUCACCCUCAGAGGCUGAGCUGUACCAAUACUACUUGACCCAAAACAUGAGCCUACCACCGGGCCUUAAGAUGGACCCAUCUGGAGCUGAUGCCCAGUUCUUGCUUGGAAGUUUUCAUCUGGACCCCAACAUGGCGGCUCUGGCCCCAGCACUAGUUGGAGGGGACAUUGCAAUGGAUGUACGCCUGGGUGGGGGACAGCUGGUCUCAGAGGAGCUGAUGACCUUGGGUGAAAGCCUAUCCCAGACCAGCGACCCCUCCCUCAAACUCUUCCAGUGCGCUGUGUGCAACCGCUUCACUACCGACAACCUGGAAGUGCUUGGCCUGCACAUGAGUGCCGAGCGUUUGCUCCCAGAGGAGGAGUGGAGAGCGGUGGUGGGCGACUCGCACCAGUGCAAGCUGUGCCACUACACCACACAGCUCAAGGCCAACUUUCAGCUGCAUUGCAAGACUGACAAACAUGUGCAGAAGUAUCAGCUGGUGGCACACAUUAAGGAGGGCGGCAAGGGCAAUGAGUGGCGCCUCAAGUGCGUGGCCAUUGGCAACCCUGUGCACCUCAAAUGCAAUGCCUGUGACUACUAUACCAACAGCCUGGAAAAACUGAGGAUGCACACGGUCAACUCCCGCCAUGAGGCCAGUCUCAAGCUGUACAAGCAUUUGCAGCAGCACGAGAACGCUGUGGAGGGCGAGUCGUGCUACUACCACUGUGUUCUGUGUAACUACUCCACCAAGGCCAAGUUGAACCUCAUCCAACACGUCCGUUCCAUGAAGCACCAGCGCAGCGAAAGCCUGCGGAAGCUGCAGCGCCUACAGAAGGGCCUGUCCGAGGAAGAGGAGGAGUUGAGUGCCAUCUUCACCAUUCGUAAAUGUCCGUCUGCCGACACAGGAGAGCUGAGUGAGGAUGUGGAGGCUGCCCGUGAGACCACCACAGAUCAGGAGGACCAAACCAAAGACAGAGAGAGUGGGGGGGAGAGGGAGCUCACCAAAGGGACAGCAUCCAACCAAUCGGAGAGAGAUCAGGCGGAUUCCCCGGUCCCCUCCAAGCGGCCUUCUUCGAGGUCCGAGACAGCAGAAAGCCCCCUCUCGUCGAAACGACCCAGGACCGCUGAGAAGAGCAGUGAAGAGCAGAUGUACCAGUGCCCCUACUGCAAGUUCAGCAACACAGAUCUGAACCGGCUCAGAAUGCACGUGAUGACGCAGCACUCAGUGCAGCCCAUGUUCCGCUGCCCGCUGUGCCAGGACAUGCUCAACAACAAGGUCCACCUGCAGUUCCAUCUCACUCACCUCCACAGCGUGGCACCAGACUGCGUCGACAAGUUAAUUGCCACAGUGGCAGCAUCAGAAGUUCUGCCAGCAAGCAUUUUCAUACCAGUCCCUGGACCAGAGAAGGAUACUCAAACCGCACCUCAGUCCAUGGUCAACUCAAACUCUGAUGACAUUAAGAAGAAACAAACAGAGGUGGCAGAUGUUGAGCCUGAAAAAGGAGUUUGUCUGGCGUCAGACACUGCUGAAGCUCGCAAGUCUCCUCUUGAGGAACAACAGCCUGCAAGAGAUGAUUCCACUGGUUUCCUCUGCUGGAAAAAGGGCUGUAACAAAGUCUUUAAAUCCUCCAAUGCCCUUCAGAUGCACUUCAAUGAGGUCCACAAUAAAAGGCCCCAACUGCCUGUCUCUGAUCGUCAUGUCUACAAAUAUCGCUGCAACCAGUGUAGUUUGGCAUUCAAGACAAUAGAGAAACUUCAGCUGCAUUCCCAAUACCAUGUAAUCAGAGCAGCCACAAUGUGUUGUUUAUGCCAGCGUAGCUUCAGGACCCUACAGGCACUUAAGAAGCAUCUGGAGACCAAUCACCUGGAGUUGAGUGAAGCUGACAUCCAACAGCUCUAUGGAGGUUUACUGAUGAAUGGAGACCUAAUGAUUAUGGGUGAUCCCUCACUUGGAGAGGACCAGGGAGCUCUUAUUGAUGAUGAGAAAGAGGGAGACGAAAGUGACCCAGAGGAAAAGCAAAGCCCAACUGGCAGUGACUCUGGAUCUUUGCAAGAAGAUUCUGGAUCUGAACCCAAACGAGCCCUGCCAUUUAGGAAAGGCCCCAACUUUACUAUGGAGAAGUUUCUAGAUCCAUCCCGUCCUUUCAAGUGUACAGUCUGCAAAGAGUCAUUUACCCAAAAGAAUAUUCUUCUUGUACACUACAACUCUGUGUCUCACUUGCACAAAGUCAAAAGAGCCCUACAGGAAUCCACCACCGGUCAGCCAGAGACUACAAGCAGCCCUGAUAAUAAACCCUUCAAGUGCAGCACUUGCAAUGUAGCAUACAGCCAGAGCUCUACACUGGAGAUUCACAUGCGCUCUGUUCUUCAUCAAACCAAGGCCAGGGCAGCAAAGCUUGAAGCAGCUGGCGGCACAUCUAGUGCUGUUAGCAGCAGUGGCCCAAGCGGAAGCACUUCCAAUAGCACUUCAACCCCAAGCCCUAUUCCAGCCACUAACUCAACAACCAGCUCCAGCAACAGAAGCAGCUCUCCAGCUGGAGCUCAGACAUCACAGAGCAUCAUGGGAGGUAAUCAUCUGUCAAGUCAUUCUCACAAUGUUGAGAAUUUGGGUAACUCAGCCUGUCAUCCCUCUCCUUCUGAGAAUCAUGAAGUGAAAAAGAAGAAAUUUGCAGAUAUGCUAUCUUUAAGGGGUCAUCAGCAACAACUCCAGCAACAGCAGCAGCAGUUGGCCCAGGCUCAAGCGCAGGCACAGGCUCAACUCCAACAAGAGCUCCAGCAGGCUGCUCUCCUUCAGUCCCAGCUUUUUAACCCUCUUUUCCAGCACUUCCCUAUGGCAACAGAAGCUCUUCUCUCUCUUCAGCAACAGCAGCUGCUCUUUCCGUUUUACAUUCCUGGGGCAGAAUUUCAACUGAAUCCAGAAAUGAACCUGAGUAGCUCUUCAUUGAACUUGAGUGGAUCUACUGCUUCACUAUUGGAAGAACAGAAAAACUCUGCCCAGCAGGCACAGCAGAGCUGCUUACAACAACAGCUUAUGCACCACCACCUUCAGCAACAGCACCAAGCUCAUUCCCACUCCCAAGUAUCAAGCCAAAUGGCUUUACUUCAGCAGAGUGCUCUUUCUCACCCUGUAGACAAAAAGCCAAAGCGAUCUCCUCACACUGAGAAAGAAAGGGAGCUGCCAAAGGAUAAAGAAAUUAGUGAUAAAGCUGAGGAUCUUGUUCCAAAAGAUAUGUCAGACAAGUCCAAAGAAAAGAAAGAUGCUCCUCAAGCUGUUGUAAAUGUGAACCAUGACUCUGGAUUUCCUCCUCCAAGGAUUGCCUCAGAUGCCCGAGGGAAUGCCACCAAAGCCCUACUGGAGAAUUUUGGCUUCGAGUUGGUAAUUCAGUACAAUGAGAACAAGCAAAAAGCACAAAGAAAGCCAAUGGGAUCUCUGUCAGGAUGCAGUGGGCCAGCUGGUAUCACCAGAAUAGUUGAUCCCAUUGAAGGAUUAGAGAAACUGGAGUGUGAGACUUGUGGUAAGCUCUUUUCCAACAUAUUGAUUCUCAAGAGUCAUCAGGAGCAUAUCCACCAGGCUUUCUUUCCAUUCAGAUUCCUAGAGAGAUUUGCCAAAGAGUACAGAGAACAAUAUGACAAGCUGUACCCAUUGAGACCUCAGACACCCGAAGCUGCUCCACCACCUCCACCCCCACCUCCGCCUCCCCAAAGGGUACCAACACCAAAUAUACCCGUUUCUGCUCCUACCCUGACACCACCAACUGCUCCAACCCCUCAGCCUCCAGUUCCACUGGCCCAAAUUCCAAUGCCAAUGGAUCUCCCUCUCUUCUCUCCCCUUAUGAUGCAGCCCAUGUCACUCCAGUCAUUACCUUCUCAGAUUCCUGCCCAACUGCCUGCUGUGGAGCCCAGUCUGGCCACUGAUCUGGCCCAGCUCUACCAACAGCAGCUUACCCCUGCCAUGUUGCAGCAACAGAAUAAGAGACCCCGCACCCGUAUCACAGAUGACCAGCUAAGGGUGCUCCGCCAAUAUUUCGAUAUCAACAACUCUCCCAAUGAGGACCAAAUUAAGGAAAUGGCAGAUAAAUCAGGACUCCCCCAGAAAGUCAUCAAGCACUGGUUCCGCAAUACACUCUUUAAAGAGCGACAACGCAACAAAGACUCACCUUAUAAUUUUAACAACCCUCCAAUUACAACCCUAGAAGAUACCAAAAUUGAUUCAAAGCCACCCUCCCCUGAGCCUCAAAAACCAGAAUCAUUUGGAAAUAAGAGGUCCUCAAGGACAAGGUUCACAGACUACCAGCUGAGGGUACUGCAGGAUUUCUUUGAUGCUAAUGCUUAUCCUAAAGAUGAUGAAUUUGAGCAGUUAUCCAAUCUUCUGAGCCUUCCAACUCGAGUCAUUGUUGUGUGGUUCCAAAAUGCCAGACAGAAAGCCCGUAAAAAUUAUGAGAACCAGGGAGAUGGGGGAAAAGAAGGUGACCGACGCGAGUUAUCCAAUGACCGAUACAUUCGUACUACCAACUUAAACUAUCAGUGCAAGAAGUGCAGCCUGGUUUUCCAGCGCAUAUUUGACCUUAUUAAACACCAAAAGAAGCUCUGUUACAAAGAUGAGGAGGAAGACUGGCAGUAUGACAGUCUAAAUGAGGACUCUUUGGAUCUCUCUCAUGAAUACUAUACUCUAUCUGGGUCAUCAGGUCAAACACCAAUGCCCUCAUCUUCAAGCCUCUGCCCUCUUCCGCCUUCAUCCACUGCAUUCUCUCACAUCACAUCAUCUGAAAAGGAGGAGCCUACACCGAGUAACACAUCAAACUCUUUUGAUGAAAAAUCAAAACACUCUUCAGAAGCAUCAUUUGCCCAAAGAGAGCAGACAUCUUUGAAACAGGAAACCAUUCAUCCAUCUGAGUCUCCACAGCAGAGACCACAAAGAGAGGAAAAGACACAUACAGUCACAAAGAAUUCAAAGCGUUCUUCACCUUCCCUGUCCCAACAGCAUAGUGGUUCCUCCAUUUCACAUACCAGUCAGACCUCCCAGAGUUCCCACAUGGCCCUUAAUCCACAUUUAGCCUCUGCUUCACAGCAGCAGUUGGCCCAGCAAAUGAUCCAGUACCAGUGUGAGCAGUGCAAACUUGCCUUCCCUUCAUUUGAACACUGGCAGGAACACCAGCAACUGCAUUUCCUGAGUGUCCAAAAUCAGUUCAUUCAUCCUCAGUUUUUGGAUCGCCCAAUGGACAUGUCCUUCAUGUUGUUUGAUCCUAGCAAUCCUCUGCUUGCUAGCCAGCUCCUUGCAGGAGCAAUACCUCAAAUGUCCAGCAACUCUGCCACCUCCCCAUCAACACCUACAUCCACUAUGAAUUCCCUGAAGAGGAAAUUGGAGGAGAAGGCAGGAACUAGUCCAGGAGAAAGUGACAGCAUGAAUAGUGGAGAGGAGCCACAACGAGACAAGCGCCUCCGAACCACUAUUACACCAGAGCAACUAGAGAUUCUGUACCAGAAAUAUUUGCUUGACUCCAACCCUACUCGUAAAAUGCUUGACCACAUUGCUCAUGAAGUGGGGCUUAAAAAACGAGUGGUACAGGUAUGGUUCCAAAACACAAGAGCCAGAGAAAGAAAAGGUCAGUUUCGGGCUGUUGGGCCAGCUCAAGCCCACCGGCGCUGCCCGUUUUGUCGAGCCCUAUUCAAAGCUAAAACUGCCCUCGAGGCCCAUAUUCGUUCACGCCACUGGCACGAGGCUAAACGUGCUGGUUACAACCUAGCACUUUCCGGUAUGCUACCUGAACAGGAGGCCAUGCAGUUGAAGAUGGAUCCUCUGGAUAUCUCCAGCUAUGCUCAUCUUGCCCAUUCUAACAAUGAUGUGCAAAGUUCAUCACUGUCACCUGUGAGCAAAAGCAUGGACUUGUCUCCCAGGGCUCUUCUGAGCCCAACAUCUAUCAAGGUUGAGGGAGCAGAGGAGUUUGAAAGCCCAACCAUUUCCUCAGUAAACACAAACUUUGAUCAAAAUAAACUUGAUAAUGAUGAUUGUUCUUCUGUGAAUACAGCCAUCACUGACACUACCACAGGUGAUGAGGCAAAUAUUGACAAUGAUAGUGCUGAUGCAAAGCACAGCCAUAACAGUGGAGAUUUUCUCUCCAAGUCUGGGGGCGCAGUCCCCUCCAUUGAGAACGAUGAACAGAUGUCCUCAGGACUGGUGAGCCCUGCAACAAGCUUCUACACAAAAGACUUUGAAAAUGAAAAUAUGAUAGACUACAGUGAAACAUCUAGCCUGGCUGACCCUUGUUCACCAAGUCCAGGAGCCUCUGGAAGCAGAAGCAUUGAUAGUGGAGACAGGCCUGGUCAAAAGCGCUUCCGAACACAGAUGACUAAUCUUCAGCUUAAGCUGCUCAAGUCCUGCUUCAAUGAUUAUAGGACUCCAACCAUGCUGGAGUGUGAGGUACUUGGCAAUGACAUUGGACUUCCAAAGAGAGUUGUUCAGGUCUGGUUUCAAAAUGCUCGUGCUAAGGAAAAGAAAGCUAAGCUCAGCAUGGCUAAGCACUUUGGUAUCAACCAAACUUCUUACGAGGGACCUAAGACAGAAUGCUCUCUGUGUGGUGUUAAAUACAGUGCUCGUCUCUCAGUGCGAGACCACAUAUUUUCUCAGCAACACAUCUACAAAGUAAAGGAUACCAUUGGAAGCCAGCUUGAUAAAGAGAAAGAGUACUUUGAUCCAGCGACGGUUCGUCAGCUGAUGGCACAGCAGGAGAUGGAUCGUAUCAAGAAAGCAAAUGAGGUCCUGGGACUAGCACAACAACAAGCCAUGCAGCAACAAGGGAUGUUUGACACACCUGCCUUGCAAGCCUUGAACCUUCAGUCAGGUUACCCAAAUCUACAGGGAAUCCCCCCUGUUCUCCUGCCAGGUGUUGGUGGUCCCUCCAUACCAGGCUUUAACUCAUCCAACUCAGCUUUAACCCCUCCAAAACCUCCAAACCUCCUGAACAUGCCUGGUGCCAGUGUACCCUCACCUAGUCUCCCCACAUCUGGUUUACCCAACAAGACCCCUUCCUCCUCUUCAUUGGCCUCACCCAGCCCAGCUCAGGCCAGCACAUCUGUCGCCCACUCAAACCCUACCCCCACAUCUACAUCAAACUCUUUGAUGACCCAGCCAGGCCUUCGUCAAGAAGCUCCCAAAGAUCGUUAUCCUGAGAGGGCCAGGGUGAAAGAGAAGCCCAAGGAGAAGGCUGAGAAGCCCCCCACACCAUCCUCAGCUGGGGGUACUCCUGCUCCCUCCACUUCUGCUGCCAGUGCCAAGAAAGAAAAACCAGACACUGCUGUUCCGGCCACCUCGAUGCCAACACCUGGCAUGGAGUAUGUGGUCGAUACUGCCCAACUUCAAGCUCUACAAGCAGCUUUAGCUUCAGAUCCAACAGCUCUGCUAACAAGUCAGUUCCUGCCCUACUUUAUGCCUGGUUUCUCUCCGUAUUAUGCCCCUCAGAUACCAGGUGCUCUUCAAGGUGGAUAUCUUCAGCCCAUGUAUGGCAUGGAAAGUCUUUUCCCCUACAACCCAGCAUUAUCACAGGCCCUGAUGGGGCUGUCACCAGGAUCUCUGCUUCAACAUUACCAGCAAUAUCAACAGAGCCUGCAGGAGGCACUUCAGCAGCAGCAGCAGCAGCUUCAGCAGAUCCAGCAACCUAAAGCAAGCCAAACUUCACAAAACUCGGUGGACUGUAAGGACUCUGCCAAAGAUCCAGUAAAAACAGAGGAGCUAAAGAGCACUCCCUCAGUUGAAGCCUCUUCCUCUUCCACUCACAACAACCUAGUCACUGAGCAGCAUGAAGUGGAUGGCAAAGGUGCAGACCCCCAUCUUGACCAAUAUAUCAUCCCCAAAGUUCAGUAUCGGCUGGCGUGCCGCAAGUGUCAAGCUGUCUUCAGCAAGGAGGAAGCGGCUAUCAGCCACCUCAAGUCAAUUUGUUUUUUUGGUCAGUCUGUGGCAAACCUGCAAGAGAUGUUGCUUCGGGUCCCCAACAGUGGGAAUGCAGCAGAGGGCGGCCUCUAUGACUGCCUCGCCUGUAACACCACACUAGAAGGGGACAAAGCGCUCAGUCAACACCUGGAUUCAGCCUUGCACAAACACAGAACAAUCAAGAGAUCCAGAAAUGCCAAAGAGCACGCUACUAAUUUAUUACCUCACUCUUCAGCCUUCUUCCCCAAUCCUAACACCGCAUCUACCUCGCAGUCUGCCACUCACUCAAACAACACCCCAUCCCCUCCGCCAACAACGUCAGCCACCACACCGUCCUCAUCAGCGUCUGCAUCUUCAUGCACCUCCUCCUCCUUCACAGCCACUCCACUCAACACAACAGCUACAGGCAAAUCAUGGUCCCAGACCCCUUUCUCCAGAGCUUUAGCUGGGAAGCCCAAUCCCCCUUCGUCUGCAUUAUCUUCUUUUCCUCCAGUUUCCUCUCCUUCAACGGUUACCUCAAGUUCAUUGAGAACCUCAGGGGUCCAGACCUCGAUACCAACAGACGACUUUUCCGACGAGUCUGACUCUGACAGCAGUCAGAAGUCAGCAGACAGGCUGGGCAGGCCAGCAGAGGAGCCACAACAGCCUGGCUGUCUCAAAGACAGCAGUAGUUGUAGUAGUAAUCUCGCUAGUAUAGGAUCGGACUCCAUCAGAUUGUAAAAGCUUUCAGUGAUGAACAAUAUUUAAAAAAAGAAAAAAGAAAAGAAAAAAAACAGAAGACAAAAGAAAAAAAAACAAAAAAGCAGCAAUGUUUAAAAUAUGUUUAAAGUAUACAACCCAAUUUCAGAAAAAGAUGUGUAAAGACUAACUGCAAUUCCAAAGCUU
This is a messenger RNA of Sinocyclocheilus rhinocerous, 12489 nucleotides long. Its product is annotated as zinc finger homeobox protein 3-like. Lineage: Eukaryota; Metazoa; Chordata; Actinopteri; Cypriniformes; Cyprinidae. Gene Ontology annotation, biological process: regulation of neuron differentiation; regulation of transcription by RNA polymerase II. Gene Ontology annotation, cellular component: nucleus. The coding region runs from base 817 to 12324 and encodes 3835 amino acids. The record is from RefSeq and is a predicted model, not a curated record. The transcript is spliced from 14 exons. Gene Ontology annotation, molecular function: RNA polymerase II cis-regulatory region sequence-specific DNA binding; zinc ion binding; DNA-binding transcription factor activity, RNA polymerase II-specific.